AUGCCAGAGGAAAAGUCCCCAUCAGAAAAUGGAGAAACUACAGGACUUCCAAAGUGGCUCGACGCAAAAUACUUUGAGAAGACGUUGCGAAAAGUUAAGAACGAUUCAACCAUCGACGUUCGGUCAGUAGAGGUGAAAUAUGCGUUUCCGAAGGGCGUUAACUAUGCAAGUGUGAUCUACCGAGUGCGUGUUAGUUUCCGCACAAAAGACCAGCAAACAUGCAGUCGAAGUUACAUAGUGAAAGGAAAACCGGAAACAGAAAUGGCUAAGCAGAAACUCGGGGAGUAUAAUGUGCAUGGAAAGGAGAUGGAUAUUUAUCAAAUAGUGAUCCCAGAAUUUAAACGACUAAUGAGAUCGAUAGGAGACCGAACCCAUCAAUAUGCGAGUACACUGUGCAUUGAUAGGGAAAGAGAUGUGAUCGUAUUUAAAGAUCUCUCUCCGCUGGGCUACUUAAUGGUGGACAGAUUAAGCGGAUUGGAUGAGAUCCACACGAAAAUGUCACUCAAGUUGAUGGCAAAGAUGCACGCCAGUUCUCUUAAAUUGGCAGAAAUGCGUCCAAAUAUAUUUGAAGGAUAUAAAACUGGCAUGAUGACCCGAGAAACCGAUGCAUUUUAUCCAAUGUUCUACUCAAAUUUCGACGCUUUGACUGAAGAGAUCAGCACCUGGGGCGCAGAAUGGCAAUAUUAUGCCACCAAGCUUCAAAAGCUGCGACCUCACUUUAUCGAACAAGGUCUUACGGUAUUCGAUCAUCAGUGUGAUGAUGACUUACGUGUACUUGCACAUGGCGACUUGUGGAUCAAUAAUCUACUGUUCAAGUAUGAUGCUAGUGGGAACCCUAUCGACGUGAUUCUGCUAGACUUUCAGUUUUGUUCCUACAGUACACCGGUUAUUGAUUUAUGCUACUUCUUUUUCACCUCAACCAAAGACGCUAUUCGGCAGGAUCACUUUGAGGAGUAUGUGCAAUAUUACUACUAUUUGCUGGCUGAAUAUACAGAAAAAUUGAAAUAUUCGAAGAAAUUUCCCACCUUGCACCAGUUCCAGAGACAAUUGUUGAAAAAAAUGUUUUACGCCGUGUACUCCUCUUUCAUAGCAUUGCCCGUACAGAUAAACGAGGAAACAGCCGAUGCCGAUUUCGAGGCACUGAUGGGAGACGAUGAACGGGCGCAACGCUACCGACGCAUCAUCAUGGCCAACACAAACUAUCAGAAAAUUGUGAAAGGUUUGCUUCCUAAGUUCGACCGUAAAGGUUUGCUAGAUAAGUUGGAUUGAUGGCGGCUGCGCUUGGCGACUCUGGGCGGUUGUCUGUUGCUGUGGACUGUAUGGAUUUAGUCCCGAUAUCGUCAAGGGGUGUUUGUAAGUACCUAAAUUUCAGUUGACAACCUGCACGCAAUAAUGGCGUUCACCUGUGCUUCAAGUAGGAUUGAGUAGCACAAGAGAGUUAGCACAAGUGUAGAAUAGCAAUUUAUUCCGGUUAGUGACCUAGCGAUAAAACAACCGCAGGCGCACUUCGGUGCCUGAAGUGACGAAUAUCCCACAGUAAAUGUACUGUACAAAUAAAAAUUCAUCAGUUUUUUUAUCAAAAAAGCAUUUGAAAGUGAAAAAUGAACCAAAUUACUUAAUUAUACAUCAU
This is a messenger RNA of Sabethes cyaneus, 1630 nucleotides long. RefSeq lists its product as uncharacterized. Lineage: Eukaryota; Metazoa; Arthropoda; Insecta; Diptera; Culicidae. The record is from RefSeq and is a predicted model, not a curated record. Bases 1 to 1269 code for a protein of 422 amino acids. The transcript is spliced from 2 exons.